Trichobilharzia szidati is the source of this 6738-nucleotide messenger RNA. The record is from the annotation of a GenBank genome assembly. NCBI's taxonomy places the organism in Eukaryota, Metazoa, Platyhelminthes, Trematoda, Strigeidida, Schistosomatidae.
GUCGACCAAGGCCCGCGCAGCUUGUUUUGGUUUCGCUUUUACAACGGAGUUGCGUGUAUUUAAAACUUACUUAUCGGUUGAAUACCGAUCCCUCAUUUACUCCAUACCCAUAAACCUCAUAGCCAAUGCGAACAAGAAACCGUGGCCAAAAGAAAUCUAUUGUUUCCUCUCUCGGGCUGGGUCCGAGACAGAAUAGGCACAGAUGUGCUUCCGACCUCAGUCCUACUAUUGAUGUAAAGCGACGCUUUGUGGUUGGUGCUCAGUGUUUGAAAAGUCGUUUGUCGUCACAAGCUCCACGCGCUGGGGUGGGACGUCAUGUCGGAAGACCAAGAAUUCGUAGGCGCGGCAGUCGAGGUCUUCGUGGAAGUAGUCGACUGUUGUGUUCCGUUCUUUUAGAUUCGAAGAGCAAUGAUCUUUCAUCUAAUCCCACGUUACAUUCUGUUUAUGCUACACGAACAAGAAAUAAAAACGGGGGUUUGAUUUCUAUGAUGGGUAACACUUUGUCGUCACCAGGCCGCAUUUGGAACAGAAAGGAUGAUGAAUCUACUAAAGUAUGUAGUGUUGUACCGAAAAGAUUGUCAGUCUCUAGAGGCGCGAAGAGAGGACGUCCAAGAUUCUCCAGUGUUUUUUCUCGUGUCCCAGUCUUUGACAGGAGUGCUCACUCAUCUGUUAAUCGGCCAACUUUUGUAGAUAGCAAAUGUGAUUCUCCAGUUUCUGAUGAACCUGCACCAAAUUGUUCAGAAUUGAAAGAUGCUGUAAAGUGUGGGGAAGUUGAGAAUUUCGGUUGUAAAUCCCCUACAGAUUAUAAGUUAGAUAUACCUAGCAUUAAGAAAGAUGAUUUCAUAUUCGAUACUUUGCCAGUUCCAGCAAAGCGGAGACGUGGAAGGCCUUCACUGAAGAGUUAUACGACGCCAACACUCAAAGUUGAUUCUUCUGUAAAAUCAUCUGCAAACAAAGAGCAUGCAUUUGGAGAUCUGCAUAAUUCAGCUUCUCUGCAUUCAGAAUUCACUAAGGAGAACGAUUUUACAAGUCAAAAUCUUGUUCGUGUUUCGUGUACCAGCUCACCUACCUUAUUACAUUUUGGUGCUACAGAUGAUGUCUUACAGGAGGUUUUGAAUGAAGUAAAUGUGAAUGGUUUUGUUAAUUUACCUAUCAAACGUACUCGUAAAGGUCUCCAAAAUCUCUCUACUUUUGGCAAGAUUGAUGAAAAUCACCUGGCAAUGAGUUUUAACUCAGCUUCUGUUGAAAAAAUUUUCAAUUCUAUCUGCGAUGAGGGCAAUUUGAAUGAAGAACUUGCAUCAAAAGAUUUGUUUCUAGCAAUGAAUGGCCUUCUCCGUCCUGGUGUUUGUGAAGUUUGGCGCAGACGACGAGAGGAUCGAAGUAAGCAACUAAGUCGAGAUUCAUUGGGUCGUUUACGUCCUAACCCUCGUCCAAGGCGUUAUUCUGAUAUGAUAUCCCAAGGCAGUAGACAUUCUCACGUUGACGGGCUUAUUCCGCUUGAAAGUGUCCACAAUAGUGGGAAACUGCUACACCAGUCAGCACGACCAGGUAUUGUUUCUGCGGCACGACUCACUGCUGCCAAAAAGCUCAUUCGAGCUAAAUCACAUAUUCAAGGCGGUUUACAAAUUGCCUCCAUCAGAUCUCAAGACUCUGAAUUUGUUGAUGAAUUAUGUGGGCGAAAGUCAGCGCAUUUAGACACAAGAACAUGUAAGAAUGCUCUUCGUGUUCCAAAGAUGACUGUUUCAGUGUCAUCUAGAACUACCCGUCAUCCGGAUGUAAGUCAUCAUAUUGAUUGGAAGUUUUGUUAUGUCUCCUCGAAUAAAUCAGGUGAUGUCGCAUCAGUUAGUAAUGAUAUACAGCGUCGACAACAUCAAGCAAACCUCACUCCUAAGGGAAAAGUCGAAGGUGUUGGUGACAUUUCACCUUCUAGGUCAAUUGACGAUGGUCCUCAUAAUUUUGAACGGGAUGAUUCGAAGGAAUCUUGUGACAUUCACACAGCAGAGACCUCUGAUCAAUCAGCAUUUAAGUCUGAAAAUGUGACUGAUAUUCGCAAUUACAGUACUAAUUUUGACAUAUUUGGCAUUAACCGUAAUUCUUCAAUGCAGCUGACGGAUGACCAGUUACUGGAAAGACAACGCAAAAGACGGCGAGUAAUUGCAUUUCAAAGAAAACGACCUAAUGAACGGUUCCUAACGUCUCACAAAGAAAAGCAGUACCUAGGCAAAGAGCAUUCACGUGAUGAUUCUUCAGCAUCUUCUUCAACUUCGAUAAUAGACGCUUAUGGUAGGUCCUUCCGCCAAGCGAGGAGAUGGUUUCAUCACCACCCCUCUAAACAUAUGCAUUCAGAAAGAGUGGAACUAAGUUACGAUUGUCACAGUCGCUUUGAAUCACGCAUACCACAGGAAUCAGAACAAUCAGUAAACUCACGAUGUACACAUUCUAUUCCAAUUCUAAGUAAUCCCCGAGUUACUCCUGAACUGAUUCCCAUAGCAGAGACUCGUCCUCGCCCUCCUCGACGACCUGAUCGAAUGUGUCAGCUUACUCUCCUCGACCGCUUGGUUCUUGGACUUAAUUGCAGCGUAUCACAAAAUGACGACGAAAUCCACAUUAAACAACUUCAUUCUAAUGAGCUGAAUAUACUCACACAGCGUAUGUGCCGAACGGGUUUCUUUAUACAGUCACUAGCGCUUCGGCAAAAUGCCAAUAAUGAUGCGGAAUACAAUAUUGUCCUCACGUUCUCUUCUGAAAAUGAGCCAAGCACAAGACGUACACGUUGCCCAAACUCAUUACUUCGUUCGAAGUCGGAUUUAUGUGAAAGAGCUUUAAGCUGUCGCUCGUCUUCCGUAAGUGAUGAAAACUUGUGGAAUAAAGUUAAAAAUCAAAGUUGUCCCAAAGGAAUUUCUUGUUUAGCCUCAAGGAAUGCAUGUCAAUCCAGCUCCCGCUAUACAAACAUGUGUCAUCUUAGUAAAGAGUCAAAUAAUUCUUCGUCGCUCAAUGGAUAUCAGAGUGAUUCAGGUUUGUAUAUGCGGCGUACUGCAAGGUAUGUACGAGAGUACCACUCUGAUUCCGAGGACUCAGAUUUUCACAACCAUAGAUACUUUGAAAAGUUGAAUCUCAGCAGAAAGACUAGAUCACGUGUUUUGCGCAGUCCUGAUAACAAACUCAGUCAUACUCACUCUACUGCCGAGUCUGUGGACAAAGGCCAGUCCCGUCAUACACAAAGUUGUUCAUUCAGUGGGACAAGUAAGGUAGAGCUUCAACGUUGCCAACAGUUAGAAAAUGACCCCACAGUCAGUAACGUAGAGGCAAAUAAACGCCCCACAGCACUUUCUCGUAUUUCUCCAAUAAAGGAAGAUGUGCAGGACAAUGCAACGUCUGAAGAGUCAUCGGAUAUACAUGGAAAUAACUCUUUGAGUUUCAGUGCUAACAGUUGCAGCCACGGCUUGUCCAAACGGGAAAUAAAUGUUUAUGCUCCUGGAGCAGUUCAGUGUCUACCGUUUCGCCGUCACAGUCCCCGGAAAGUUAUUCGUAAAGUAUAUACAGGCAGUUUAACCAUCCCAAAAAUAUUAAACCGAAAACGAAUUCCUGGAGUUAAUACGAGCCAAAUUAGUGGUCCGAGCGUCACUAUGUCAGUCACAUCUACCAAUUCCUUGACAAAUUCGCUAGCAACGAGUUCAUCUGUUAGUGCUGCCUCUGGCACAACAAAUAAUUCACCUGGUCAUAGCUCAACUUCCACCCCAGCCGUUGCUAUUCACGAAACUCAGUCCAUGCCAGUGUAUUCAGCAGCGAACCAGUUCAGAAGGCUGCAAGCUACUGCAACAUCGUUAGGCAUAGUACAAAACCCCGUAGCAAGUAUGGAGCAGACUCUAACAACUAUUCCUUCGGUCAUUACUGAUUCACUACCAACCAUCAAUGCAAAAUUGAACGAUGCUGAUACAAAUUCAACAAUAAAUGAUCCUUUUAAUAAAACAGAAAUAGAAGUAUCGGUUAGUUUAGCUGAUUAUGGAGAUUCCAAUGCUGAUCAUCCAAUUAGCUGUGUAGUCAAUGAGCGUGUUGAUGAGAAUGGUUGCGAAUGCAGUGUAAUAACUGAAAAUCAAGGUGGCGAAAAUGAUUCUGUGAUGGAUACUCCACAACUUGAAGUGGAAAAGAAUGUGUGUCUCACAGAAACAGUCGCUAGUGAAAGUGAUAUGAAAGAUGAUGCUGAAUCACUGACAGUCUCAAGUGACGUGUGUUCUACAAGUAACAUUUCACAUAGUGUUAUCAGUGUUGGCACUUCUCAAGUUCCUCCCGUUACAAAUUCGAUGAAUAAUGAUGAAUUUAUUUUGGGAACUGAUGAUUCUCACACGCCAGCUAAAUCUCUCAGCGCAAGUCAACUACUCAAAUUAAAGCGUCUACACGAUGAGACGGGCCGAUCUGUUUGUUGUAGAGAUUCUAGAUCUCAAUGUUCUUCUCAAGCAUCCCCUAUUCACCCUUCACGCACUCAAAACCAGUCACAGCCCCCUGAAUCAGAGACAAGUUUUACCCAGUGCUUGCAGUCUUCCCAGUUCCAGCAAACUCAGCCAUCAAUACAGUACAACUCAUCAAUGCCACCAAGCACCUCUGGGACUAACCUUGACUUUCGAUCAUUCCCCUUCCACCUAAAUCAUGAUCCCUCUACUGAAACCAACCAUAGACUUGAAAUUGAUGAUGAUGACGACGACAUGGAAGAUUUCGAGCUCAAGAAUUUGACUAGAGUUUUUGAACCCAAUCUGUCAAAUUCGUAUCAACCUCCUUCUGUACCGACUCAGAAAUUGACUUCAAAUCGAUUCUUCGACAGUAUUCCUUCAUCUUUCUCCACCUUGCAAACAACCAUACCCACAGAACCUCAGAAUCUUCCUUUUAUGAGUGCUCACCACCCAGCACUAAUUAGAACCCCGCGUACCAGUUGGCCAGUUAGGCGUCCAACAGUCAAUCCUGCAUUUCCUGCCAGUUUGCGAUUACAAUCUCCGUGUUAUAAUCCUGUAACAUCUACAGUUCUCUGUUUUCCUGAAACAGAUCAAAGUACAAGUACUCAUAAUAUCAGUCAAAGCCUUACAGCACCUCAAGUCUCUGCAGUUGAAAAUGUUAGUGAUCAAUUCUUUCUAUCAAGCACAUCUUUUGUAUCUCCAUCUUCACCUCCUGCCUCCUCUGUUUCCAGUGAAAUAUCAGUUACGACCACUAUGCAGUCACCUACAAAUGUUUCUGUUUGUUCACCUGCUCUCAAAAGAACAGUCGUCCAUAAGUAUCAUUCAUUUAGAAAGAUUUUACCAAAAGCUGAUCGUCCUAUUAUGCUUCCGACAACCCCAGGAUUUAGCAUAUCUCCAUUCGGUGCGAAUACCGUCGGAUUAGGUAGAUUUUCAGUACCCAAUACUAGCUUUGGUGUUUUUACGUCUGAGGUAGUCACAACUAAUGCCGUUUUGCCGUGCGAAGUUGCCACUGAUGGCACGUUUAUCAUGGACUUAGGAGCAACUAGCUUACCUGAUGAUGGUUCAUCGCUUCCUAUUAGCCGUAAUUUGUGUGCAACAUCCUUAACACUUGUCAGCUCAAGUUCUUCUGUACUAGCUACAAAUCCAGCCUCUCAGUUGCUUAAAAGCUUACUGGAACGUGAUGACACGCGUUCCAACAGUGUUACUACCACAAAUACAAUGCCAUUUACUCUACCGACUAUCGCCAGUACAACAAGUCCAACUUCCGUAAGUGGUAGUCCACUUUGGAACCAACCGGCUCAUCAGAGUCGUGGAACUUGGCAACUGGGUAAGCGGGCUUCAAAUUCUUCUACUCAACGUUCUCCUCCGGAUACUCCGUGUUCUAAAUUAUCUCAAUCUGUUUUCCCUGUGUCCAUUAACUCCGUUCAUUCUCAACCACCUCCAACAUCUGAUGCUCCAUCCAUUGUGCCACCAACUUUGCGUUUGACACCAGGACCAACCUCUCGGCUGCAACAACUUCAACAGCAUUAUCAACGCCAGCAGGAAGCUCAGCGACGCUUCGAACAAGACUCAUUGAGCAAACUGGGUGUUGCAGAUAGCGCAUAAAUGAUACUCUUCACAUUUCGCCUCUUCUUGCCUUCUCAUUUGAUAUGGAACGAAAAUUAUAAUGUACAAACCAAACAGGCGGCUGCUUAUUGUUUUCGGGACAUCUAUGCGUUAUCCUGUGUGUCAUUCCUGUCAUAUUGUGCAUCCUGUGUGGCAGCUAUACCACAGAUGUGUAUUAAUGAUCUCCUUUUAUAUGUAAAUAUUGUCCCUUUCCUUUACUACCCCACGUAAGGUCAUGAAAUAAAUUAUCUGAAUCAUUUAUUUUAAUAAUUGGGAGUAUAUAUAUAUAUAUAUAUAUAUAUAUAUAUAUAUAUAUAUACAUAUCCCCUUUUAUUUCACACUGUUAUGGUUUUUAGAAAAUUAUCCUCGUGACUAAUAUACACUUUUUUUCUGUUUCAUACUGAAAUAUAUUUUUUUCUUGACUUUACCAUUCAGAAAGCUUAAACUGACGCGUCUGUUCCGCGUGUAUUUCUUUUAUGUUAUAAUAUUUCUGUUAUUUCAGAUUGUAACAAACAUUUUGCCUUGAGAUCUUCAUACUCACAAAUCAGACUUGAAGUCUGCAUUUGUAUGCCGCUUUCAUGUCUAUUUUAUGUCUUGACUGGUCCCAGUCUUAAUUGUGAUUAUUGACAUUUAUUUCUGCUCUUGAGAUCAGAAUAUUUGUUAAACGAAGGCGCAAAUAGAAUCAGUG